Molecule: messenger RNA, 1133 nt
Organism: Moneuplotes crassus
Lineage: Eukaryota; Ciliophora; Spirotrichea; Euplotida; Euplotidae
Source: the annotation of a GenBank genome assembly
UUUUCAUUAUUACUUAAUUACUUAUCUUUGUGCUAGACUUACAAAAUAUGUAUAGAGUGCUUCUAAAUCAUCAAAGCUUUACAAUCUCACAAGUUUUACAAAUUCAUCACAUUUUGAUAGUGAAAAGACUGUUAAAAUGGAAAGCGUGUUCAAAUUAGGCAACCCUCAGCACGAAGAUGCCAAAGUGUACUCCAACGAUAUAGUCGACGGAAUCUAUAGUGAACUUAGAAAUACUUACAAUAGCUUGCACCAGACUAAGAAUAAAUAAGAUCUUUAACCUCCUGAGGAAAGGAAAGUUCAUGAAAAACAUAAUUUCCUUACCUCCAUCUAUAAAAGUGUCACCUAAAAGAGCUAGUGAACAUAAUGAAGAAAGAAUUUUCAAGACAGAUAUUUAAAAAAUCAGCCUCUCCUAUACCCCAAAAGCCCAAGAAGAAACCAAUCCAGUUAAAAAUUAGGAGGAAAAUAUUACCCCUGAAUGCUGUACAGGCUAAGGUCGGAAAGAAGAGGGGAAGGACUCGAAGUGGUGUUCAGAGAGUUUCGAAAGUUUGAAAUAGCAAGACUAGAAUGCAUACGAUAGACAGACAAAAACUAGCAGACAUCAACUUGACCAAUAUUGCAAAAGGAAAUAGGAAAGAUAGAAAGAAAGAGAAUUACUCAGAUCAUUUAGAAGUGAAGUUCACCUCUUUUUUUGGCAACCAAAGGGGAGCGAAAAGUCUUGAUCGCUGGAGCAAACCAAAGCCAAAGCGUCUAAACAUAUCAGUCGAUGCACAGUACUGCAACACUAAGAGAUUAAGCGGUUUAAAACUAGCAUUUGAGAAAAGUGAUCCCAAGCUGAAAAGUCUAAGAAAGAAAACAAAAAGUAAUAAACAGAAGAUAUACUCAAUAAUAAGAAACUGUCAAGAGAUUGAAGGCAAUGGAAAAUAAGGUUAUCAGGAACAUUGAUGACGAGCAAAGUAUCACAAAUAUCUACAACCAAGGCUUUAAUAAGACUUGCCAAAUUCUUCAAGAAGUAGACUUUGCUGAAGGCAAAGUAAUGGAAUUGCUCUAUCAAAAGAGACAGGAAGAUAUCAAUGAAGAUAUAGACCUAGCAGACCAAAUUGCUAAGGAAUACAGAACAGGUCAAUGGAAAUAAA